CCGCCGUCAACAGGACACACCCGCGCAAUCAAGGGGAGCUGCUUUUACUAUGCUGCGGGCGGCGGCGUCGAGGCGCGCCCGCGCCGCCAUCCGGCGCCUCUCCUCGGCGGCGGCAUACCCAGCCGCCGUGGGCGCACGGCGUCAGCCUCCUCUUGACGAGGGGGACUGGUCCUACUACCGGGAGUGGUGGGGCGAGGACGAGGGUCCCGGCGAGGGGGCGCACACCGUCUUCCGCCGCCACUCCGAGCACGGCAACGGCGUCGUCUCCGUCUCCGCGUACCCCGCAUCCCUCCCGGCCAAUGACCAGAGGACAAUAAUAGAGAGAUGGCUCCAAGAAAGAAAUGAAAGAAUACACCCAGAUUCAACUGGUACUGACCAAUUCAAAAUACUAGGCUACCAGUGGCGAGUUAUGCGGUUUAACGAUCAUACUCGUCAAAGUGUUGCGAAAGUAAUGGCCUGCUACAGGUCUUUGGGUGACGCUGGAAUAUACUUGAUGCAGCAACCACAUUGUUUGGCUGUUCCUUAUGUUAAGAGUAUGGUGUCUUCGGGGUUGACAGCACUCCCUUCUUGUUCCUACGAUAUCCAUCAAGCAGCUUCUGGGCAGAACAACAUGAAAGUUCUUUGCAUUGGCCAUGGUGGUGGCAGCUUACCAUUGUUUGUGGCUAGCAAAUUCAGAGGUGCUGUCGUUCACAUUGUGGAAAUUGAUCCAGUUGUUGCUUCAGCUUCAAUUGAGUCUAUGGGUUUCCCCUCCUUACCAGUUGAAGGACUACCGGUCGAGUCCACACAACCUGCAGAUGGCAAUGAGCUGUUAUGGGGUGGCAUCCAUGACCGGCUUUUCCUCCAUAUCGCUGACGCUGAAGAUUUUGUUGCCAACGACAGCAAUGUGUACGAUAUAGUCUUCAUCGAUGCAUAUGAUGGUGAUGACAUAUUUCCCCGCAAGCUCUGGGACGCAGAUGGAGCAUUCCUCAAGAACCUAGAGAAGAAAGUCCACCCUGACCAUGGCACCGUGGUGGUGAACCUACACUCUGACUCAGAGCUAUCCGUUGCUGGUGUGGACGACAGCUCCCGUGCCCAGAGCAUACUCCCAUUGGGCAAACACGUCUCCCAGGUCUGCAGGGCGUACAAGCAGCAUUUCGGGCUAGCCUUCACAGCGGCGGUCCCUUGGCUCUGCAACAUCACUCUCGUCGCCUGCCGUGAUAAGGCCAUAGCAGCCGGUGCACGGCUAGGGCUUAGCCGCAGGGACUUUGUUCUUGGCAAGCUCCUGUCGAAAUCGAACAUGGUUGAACACGCGUUGGACCUGCCGUUCCCUUGCCUGCAGUAUAUCAAGAAUUGUUUCACGCUGGUUGAAUGAUACAUCUUGCACCCUUUCUUUUCUCUUGUCAGCUCUAGUGCUCUAACUAAGCUUGUACCAUUUGGUUUCACAAAGUGUGAGAGUAAUCCUUUUGCACUAAUUAAGCCUGUGCAGAGCCCUUGCUGCGUUAGGCGGCAUGAACAUAUGAGUGUAUUAUAGUAUGCCUUUUGACUUGCGGCCACGGAGUCAGGGGCGUGCACGUGGAGGUAGGCUAAACCGGACGCCGCGGUGAUGGUUCCGCUGGACGCCCAUGCCCACGAGGUUCUCGCCGUCGCUAAGCUGACCCUUCGCAAAGAUAAGAUC
This is a messenger RNA of Oryza brachyantha (malo sina), 1654 nucleotides long. RefSeq lists its product as uncharacterized. The record is from RefSeq and is a predicted model, not a curated record. The coding region runs from base 50 to 1351 and encodes 433 amino acids. Lineage: Eukaryota; Viridiplantae; Streptophyta; Magnoliopsida; Poales; Poaceae. The transcript has 4 exons.